This is a messenger RNA of Metarhizium album ARSEF 1941, 720 nucleotides long. RefSeq names its product uracil phosphoribosyltransferase. The record is from RefSeq and is a predicted model, not a curated record. Lineage: Eukaryota; Fungi; Ascomycota; Sordariomycetes; Hypocreales; Clavicipitaceae. The coding region runs from base 1 to 720 and encodes 239 amino acids. The transcript has 5 exons.
AUGGCGGACAAACCAGUUUCUACACAAUGCAUUGGUCGGUCAACUGGUGAGAAACCCAGUGCCACACUCUCAGCGGAGGUCGCCUUUGAUAAUGUUCGCAUCCUCCCUCAAACACCACAGCUAAUUGCACUCCUCUCAAUGAUACGAAAUAAAAACACCGAGCGCGCCGACUUCAUUUUCUAUUCGAACCGCAUCAUUCGCCUUCUAGUGGAGGAAGGCCUUAAUCAUCUUCCUGUUAUAGCACAGACCAUAACAACACCAGUUGGCCGCACUUAUGAUGGGCUAAUGUUUCAGGGGAAGAUCUGUGGAGUGUCGAUUAUGCGAGCCGGUGAAGCAAUGGAACAAGGACUUAGAGACUGUUGUCGGUCCGUUAGAAUCGGCAAGAUUCUUAUUCAACGAGACGAAGACACGGCGCAACCUAGACUCUUUUACGAUAAGCUGCCAGAGGAUAUUGCUGAUCGUUGGGUGCUUUUGUUGGAUCCUAUGUUUGCGACAGGAGGGUCUGCCAUCAUGGCUGUGCAAGUAUUAAAGGCACGUGGGGUACCAGAGGACCACAUACUUUUCCUCAACAUCAUCGCUAGCCCGGAAGGCGUUAAGAACUUUGCCACGAAGUUUCCCCAGCUGAAAGUUGUGACUGCGUUUAUCGACCAGGGUUUGGAUGAGAAGAACUAUAUUAUCCCAGGUCUGGGAGAUUUUGGUGACAGGUUCUAUACCAUUUGA